UACAUAGUUAUGGUGUUUGUUAAAAUGUUCUCAGUCCGAUGGUCGGCGAAUGUUUGUGUGUUAUUAAUAAUCAGCUCGAUGAGCUUCAUUGCUGCAAGUGAUGUCAGACAAGUCAGAGCUCUGCCAAGCUUCGCAAGCUUCAGGGAUAGAAGAUUCCUCCCAAUCUUCACCGUCUAUCAAUGGGGCCAGGGUUUGUGUUCAGCGUCGUCCGGAGAAUUCGGAUCCUGCCAACCAAACAAUGAGUGCGUCUUGAGAGGCGGCAUUCCAGCAGGACCUUGUGCCGGUGGUUAUGGAACGUGCUGUAUUUUAAUGGCUUCCUGCGGAGGCGUUGCUCGAGACAACGGCACCUAUUUUGUUAACCCGAAUCACCCUGAUACAACCGAUGGAACAGGAAGCUGUCAGUUAACUGUUCUCAAGAUGCAUCCCGAUAUCUGUCAAAUUCGUUUAGACUUUGAUCAGUUCUCCAUAAAUGGACCCGAAAUUGUGAAUCACAUCUGCAACAACGAUCAGUUUCUUGUGUCUGGAGGAAGUCCAGCACCAACAAUUUGUGGCACUUCAAAUGGCGAUCAUAUGUAUAUCGACGCUGGUUUGGGGCAAAGCAAUCCUAUCAUCCUCACUGUUAUCACUAGCGGUCCCAGCUAUCCACGGUCCUGGAGAAUCAGAAUAUCACAGAUCCCGUGUGCAGCGAUUUACAAAGCCGAUCAAGGAUGUCUUCAAUAUUUCACCGGUGUAAGCGGACGGGUUAAAAGCUUUAACUUCGAUACCACCAGUGGCCGUCAGUUGUCGAAUCAAGAUUACAGCUUGUGUAUUCGAACUGAGCGGAACUUUUGCAGCAUCCAUUACACCGCUUGUCCGGAUAUAGGGCGUAAUCGCUCCAGAACAUUUACCUUAUCGGGAAAUUCCAACAACGUCGUCGCAGCGAUGGUGGGCGGAGGAACUCAAGGAACACCCAACUCUUGCACCAACGACUGGCUGUUGAUCCCUUGCGCUAAGGUUGCGGAUCGGCUGCCAAUGGCAAGUACAUGCGAGGACAAGAUUUGUGGGGGAACGUUCAAUGCAGAGGUAAGUUCCGUGGAAAGGACGGUGGUUUCCACGAUUCGACCGUUCCGGCUUGCGUUUCACACGGAUUCUGUUGAGGCCCCAACUGAUGUUGAUAACAGUGGAUUUUGUUUGGAUUACGUCCAGCAGCCGUGUACCAGUAAUUAA
This is a messenger RNA of Toxorhynchites rutilus septentrionalis, 1206 nucleotides long. RefSeq lists its product as uncharacterized. The transcript has 4 exons. The record is from RefSeq and is a predicted model, not a curated record. Bases 10 to 1206 code for a protein of 398 amino acids. Lineage: Eukaryota; Metazoa; Arthropoda; Insecta; Diptera; Culicidae.